AAGGUUCACAAUGAGACCAAUGUAGGUAUGGGCUGGGCCAUAAAACUCCAAUUGGACCAAAAUCGAAUGAACAAAAGGCCUGCAUUCACCGUUAGGCACCCGCCUCAAAAUCAGCUUGGCGCCAUCGAGCACUGGCAUAUCUCAUACUCGGUGCUCUUGCAGCUUCUCAAAGCUCUGUCGAGGAACCCUGAACUGAAUUCGCCGGCUAGACGGAUAGCCAGAGUGUGUGAAAAGAUGACAGAGGUGGUAUCUCUUAUGGACAUUGACGAAGAUGAGAACCAGAACCAGAAUCAAAACCAUUCCUCGAAACCAAACAAGGGAAAAAACGUCGUCGUAGCCGGCACGCCGCCUGAUGCUAAGGCCACUCCCUGGGUGGAGAAGUAUCGCCCUCAGUCACUCGCUGAUGUAGCUGCUCAUCGCGACAUUGUCGAUACUAUUGAUAGGCUCACCAGUGAAAACAGAUUGCCCCAUCUCCUAUUGUAUGGCCCUCCUGGCACUGGAAAAACUUCAACUAUUCUUGCUGUGGCGCGCAAACUGUAUGGGACACAGUACCAGAAUAUGAUUUUGGAGCUGAAUGCAUCAGAUGACAGGGGAAUUGAUGUAGUGCGACAGCAGAUACAAGAUUUUGCUAGCACUCAGAGCUUCUCAUUUGGGGCAAAGUCAUCUGUAAAGUUGGUCUUACUAGAUGAGGCAGAUGCCAUGACAAAGGAUGCCCAAUUUGCCUUGCGUAGAGUGAUUGAGAAAUACACCAAGAACACUCGGUUUGCACUCAUCUGCAAUCAUGUGAACAAAAUUAUUCCAGCACUGCAAUCUAGAUGUACGCGAUUUCGAUUUGCUCCUCUGGAUCCUAUACAUGUUACUGAACGACUCAAACAUGUUAUAGAGGCCGAAGGGCUUGAUGUACCUGAAAGUGGCUUGCAAGCACUUGUACGACUUAGCAAUGGUGAUAUGAGGAAGGCUUUGAACAUAUUGCAGUCGACACACAUGGCUUCUCAGCAAAUUACUGAAGAAGCUGUAUACCUUUGCACUGGAAAUCCAUUGCCCAGAGACGUUGAGCAAAUAUCUUACUGGCUUCUGAAUGAAUCGUUUGCAGAAAGCUUCAAACGAAUUUCUGACAUCAAGAUGAGGAAAGGAUUGGCAUUGGUGGAUAUUGUGAAAGAAGUGACUAUGUUUGUUUUUAAGAUUAAGAUGCCAUCAGAUGUCAGAGUUCAGUUGAUUAAUGACAUGGCUGAUAUAGAGUACAGGUUGAGUUUUGGGUGCAAUGAUAAGUUGCAAUUGGGAUCACUCAUUGCUUCUUUCACUAGGGCUCGAUCUGCUCUGGUUGCUGCGGCAAAGUAGUUCUUAAGCUGCUUUUGCUUGUCAUUUCACUUCUUGCUGAUUUCGGCCCGAAACAGUUGAAUGUUUGCUUGUGCAAUCAAGUCAUCCAUGUUUAAGAUUGUAAAGUAAUCAAGUUUGCAAGUUAAAAGAGCUUUAGCUGAUUGAAAGCUUGUAGACUAUUUUGGCUUUCCCAUAUUUUUUAAUACAGUUUUUCAGCUUGUAGAGGAA
Messenger RNA from Hevea brasiliensis (rubber tree), 1545 nucleotides. Its product is annotated as replication factor C subunit 3. NCBI's taxonomy places the organism in Eukaryota, Viridiplantae, Streptophyta, Magnoliopsida, Malpighiales, Euphorbiaceae. Gene Ontology annotation, biological process: DNA-templated DNA replication; DNA repair. Gene Ontology annotation, molecular function: ATP hydrolysis activity; DNA clamp loader activity; ATP binding. The transcript is spliced from 9 exons. The record is from RefSeq and is a predicted model, not a curated record. The coding region runs from base 28 to 1338 and encodes 436 amino acids. Gene Ontology annotation, cellular component: nucleus; DNA replication factor C complex.